AUGAAUUGCUGUAUAGUAGUACCAUAUGAUUUAUGCUUCUACAUCCUUUCAGUAGAAGUUAAUUUUGUUUUCUCUUCUGAAGCUAGCUUUUCAGUUAGCAUUUCAAGAUCUCAGAUUAUUCAAUAUGGAUUUGCAUUUGUAAUCGCUGGAAGGCAUUAUUUAGACCCUUACAAUUUAGCAAAU
Funneliformis geosporum is the source of this 183-nucleotide messenger RNA. Lineage: Eukaryota; Fungi; Glomeromycota; Glomeromycetes; Glomerales; Glomeraceae. The record is from the annotation of a GenBank genome assembly.